AUGCCUGGAAGAGUCGCCGGCUCGUCGGCCAAAUCCGCCGCUGCUGCCUCGAAACCACGAACCUCUCGAACUGCUAGAGCUGCUGCCUCGUCGCCAGUCAGCAACAUCCCCGACGAAGGACCAACCACAAAGCUGCGAAACCAUGUCGCUGCCGUUUUCUCAGAUGCUCAAAAGUCAAACACCGGCCACCGUAAACUCGUCAUCAAUCUGCGCAAGAUCCAAGAGGCCUGCUGCUACGAACCUCUGAGCUCAAAGAAGAAGCAAGCCGAGUACGAUAACGACGAGGAUGAAUUCAACACCGAGGUCGUCCGCUGUGUCUUGCGCGUCCUGCCAAUCAAGAAGAGCGAGACUGUCGGCGAUCGCAUUGUCAAGUUCUUGGGCAUCUUCUUGCGAGUGGCCAGCGAAAAGGACAACCAGCUUGUAGCUGAUCACGAUGGUGCCCUGCCAGAGACUCCUACUUCGCGUCUGACCAACGCCAUCCUCAACACUCUAUUACAGUUGCUUUCCACCAAGGACAAGAUUGUGCGAUUCAGAGCCACCCAGAUCAGCGCUCACAUCAUCAACACCCUCGAUACUCUGGAUGACCAGAUGUUCCACCUACUUCGUCUGGCCCUGCUCAAGCGUAUUCACGAUAAGGAGUCGUCGGUCCGAAUGCACGCCAUAUACGGUUUGAGUCGUCUGGCCGCCGAGCUCGACGAGGACCAACAGGACGAAGACAGCGACGACGAUGACGCUAGCUCGGGUGUCUUGGAGAAACUGCUCAACGUCCUACAGAACGAUCCCUCCGCCGAAGUCCGCCGAGCCCUCCUCCUCAACCUUCCCCUCACACCCACGACCCUCCCAUACCUACUCGAACGCGCUAGAGACCUGGACGCUGCAACACGCCGCGCAUUGUAUGCUCGUCUCCUGCCUGCAUUGGGCGACUUCAGACAUCUCAGUUUGACUCACAGAGAAAAGCUGCUGAGAUGGGGUCUCCGCGAUCGUGACGAGACGGUCCGCAAAGCCACGGCUCGUCUGUUCAGAGAACGCUGGAUCGAGGACUGUGCUGCGCUGCCUGCAGCCACUGCUCCAGAAGAAGAGACGGAAGACGGGAAGAAAAAGCCUAGUGUCACAAAAGUCGCCGAUCCUAGCCUCGAAGCUCUGCUCGAAUUGCUCGAACGCAUCGAUGUCGCAAACUCUGGAAACACUGGAGGCGUGGCACUUGAGGCCAUGAGCGAGUUCUGGGAUGGUCGUCCUGACUACAGAGAAUAUGUCUCAUUUGACUCUGAAGCCUUUUGGGAUGAGAUCUCUCCAGAGAGCGUCUUCGUUGCUCGCACAUUCAACGAUUAUUGCCGCGCCAAAGAUGCUCAAGGAGACGGCAGGCUGCUAGAUAUGCUUGAGAUGAAGAUGCCCGAAGUCACAAAGUUCGGUUUCCUGCUCGAGAUCCAAAUCAACAGACUGAUCGAGUGCGUGCGUGGAGCUGCUUCUGGCGGACCUGAUGGAGAUGGCGAUGAAGAGAUGGAAGAAGAGAGCGUUCAGCGCGAAUUCAUCGUUGAGCAAAUGCUUCACAUGGCCAUCAGCUUUGACUACAGCGAUGAAGUUGGCCGAAGAAAGAUGUUUGGCCUGAUGCGCGAGGCUCUUACUAUGCCUGAGUUACCGGAAGAGUCAACUAGACUGGCCGUAGAAACUCUGCGUCUAGUCUGCGGAGAUGACAGGAGCGACAAAGGCGAGAGCGACUUCUGCGGCAUCGUUCUCGAGGCCAUUGCUGAAGUCCAUGAUACUAUCAUGGGUGACGAAGCUGAUAAGACAAAGAGCUCGACAGGAGAAGAAAGUUUCCAUUCCGCCAGGAGUGAGGUCAGCAACGACGGUUCAGCGAGUAGGAGUAAGAAAUCUAGGCGCUCGAACAACGAUGAUGGGGAAGAGGAAGACGACGAUGAGGAAAAGGCAAUUCGUGAGAUCAUGGUCAACAUGAAAUGUCUGCAUAUCGCACAAUGCAUGCUGCAGAACAUUCAAUGCGAGCUCGAGCAGACCGUUCACCUAGUGACUAUGCUCAACAACCUCGUCAUUCCAGCUGUCAGAAGCCAGGAAGCGCCCAUAAGAGAGCGUGGCCUGGUCUGUCUGGGCCUUUGCUGCUUGCUCGGAAAGAACCUCGCGCAAGAAAACAUUGAGCUCUUCUUGCAUUGUUUUGCCAGAGGUCACGCAUCUUUGCAGACUAUUGCACUCCAGAUCAUUACCGAUAUCCUCACAACACAUCCAUCAUUACUCGCUCCUGUUGCCUCAUCGGGACAUGGUGACGAGACCUCUGCCACAAUUUCCGCUACCGAACCAUCACCACUACUCAAGCCCGUUCUCAAGACCUUCUCCAAAUCGUUGAAGUCGGAAGAUGUGGAUGUUCAGUCGACUGGCGCAUCGGCCUUGUCAAAGCUCAUGCUUUCGCAGUUGAUAAUCGAUCCUGACUUGCUCAAGGGCUUGGUCAUUGCAUUCUUCGAUCCAGAGACCAGCAACAAUGCAUCCCUCAAACAAGCACUGACAUACUUCCUACCCGUGUAUUGUCAUUCAAGGGCAGCAAAUGCAGAGAGAAUGGCUACCAUCGCCACAGGAGUCAUUGGCCGCCUCGCCGCUCUCAGAGAAGCCUUCAUCGAAGACGAGGAUGUCGAAGAAAGCGAAAUGGUGACGCUGAGUGUCGUCGGUGGCAUGCUCGUCGACUGGACAGAUCCGCGAAAGGUGAUCGGCAGUAGCGAAGAGGCAAAGACUGGCAAGCUCAAAGUGGAAGAGGGAGCUGCUCCCGACAGCGACAUGAUCCACUUUGUGCUUGCAGAGCAGAUACUCGAGAAACUGGUCACCAGCCAAACGAGCAAGGACGAACGCAAAGUACUGUUCUCAAUGCUGAGCAAACUUCACCUUGCCGUCUCUUCUCCAGACCCAGGUCUCCUCCGUACCGUUCUGGAGCUCGUCGCAGAAGCCAUCGAGUCAAAGGUUGCAUCCGACGCAACCAGCCGCAACGCCCUCACCAAGAUCCAAACCACCCUCCUCAAACUCAUGCACGACAUCGCCACAGCAGAAAGAGGUGGACACGGUAGCGAAGAAACAGUACUCGAAGAUGUCACAGCCGUGCAACGCACCGACGUUGACGAGACUGCACAAUCUGUGACUGGUGCCGCAGAGGAACAAGAAGAAGCCACAGAGGUCGAGGUCGAUGCAGAGAACGACCCCGUCAAUGCGCAAUUGAGAAGGGAACUGGAGUCUACACGAAUCGAAGAUCCCGAUCUUGAGGGCACAAGGAUGGACGUUGACGAGGAGAUGGAAGAUUAUGACUUCAGCGGUAUGGCUGAUGAUAAGGAUGUGCAGGCUUUGAUGGAUAGCAUGGUUGAUGAGGAUGAGGAUCUGAUUGAGUGA
Messenger RNA from Aureobasidium namibiae CBS 147.97, 3375 nucleotides. Its product is annotated as ARM repeat-containing protein. Bases 1 to 3375 code for a protein of 1124 amino acids. Gene Ontology annotation, cellular component: condensed chromosome; condensin complex. The record is from RefSeq and is a predicted model, not a curated record. Gene Ontology annotation, biological process: mitotic chromosome condensation. Lineage: Eukaryota; Fungi; Ascomycota; Dothideomycetes; Dothideales; Saccotheciaceae. The transcript has 3 exons.